UGCACAAUUGAACGCCAGAUGGAAAUACGUUUACAGAUCAUAUCUCUCAGGUUGGAUCUCGAAAUUCGAAGUCUUGACGUUACCUGGUCAAUGAGGCUGUUAUCUUUUGGUUGUGUAAACUCUCAGUUUUAAAUGAAAUUUGCGUGGACUUAACUGUACAAAAAAUGGAAAAAAAGAGCUAUUGUGAUCACGCGGAACAAUCUAGUUUCUCUGGACUUGGGGAGUUGUCGUCGAAAGCAAAUCUCAACGGGGUUUCUAAAGGGCUCACUCGUCUCACUUCACUUGUGACGGAAGAUGCCCACUGUCAAGAAUGUCAGAUUCCAGGACGAAAUCUCUGGCUUUGUUUACAUUCAAAAUGCUAUCUUAUUCUCUGUGGAGAGACUCACAAGGACCACAGCAGUGACCACUUUCAAGACUACAAUAACCAUUGCUUACAUUUGAAUUUAACUACCUUCAGAAUUUGGUGUUACAAGUGUGAAGGUGAAAUGUUGCCUCUAAACAAUGACCCAGCCAUCAGUCAAAAUCUGUUGACUUUGUUUUCCCAAGAAAACACAUCAGAUCAGCUGAUGAGACUAAGAUGUGAGACUCAGGGAAUUGUUGGGCUCCAAAACCUAGGAAACACUUGCUAUUUGAAUGCAGCCCUACAAGCUUUAUCGAAUGUGCCUCCCAUGACUCAGUACUUUCUUGAAUGCAUGCCUUCCACAGAUAAAGACAAGGAAGUCAAAAGAACUUCAUUAGCAAAAGCAUACAGAACUCUAAUACAAAAUGUGUGGAGUGAGCAUCCUCCCUCAUCUAUUGCACCAACCUCAGUUCUUUAUGCAGUUAAACUGGUAUUUCAAAUGUUUCGCGGGUUUCAACAACAUGACUCGCAAGAGUUCCUCAGAUGUUUCAUGGAUCAGCUUCACGAAGAAUUGAAAGAACCUGUAUUUGAUGCCCAAGAGCCAGAGGGCGUCUCUGAAACAAAUUUCUCAGACGAAGAUUCCGAACAGUCUGAAUCAGAGUCAUAUUUGACUUGUGAUUCAGGAGUUAGCGAUGACGAAGGCUCAUCUCAAUCCUGCUCAAAUGCAACCUAUCACUCUGGAUCUCGCAAGAGGACUAGAAGCUCAUCAGAUAGUGAAUUCUCCGAUGCAUUAGAUCGAUCUCCGUCCCCUCGGAACACUUCUGUUGAAGGAACUGCUAGCUCUUCUAUUAAAUUUCGUAGUAUUGUUUCAGAUGUCUUUGACGGACAAAUCCUUAGUUCUGUCGAGUGUCUAACUUGCAAUUUGAUUUCUAACCGAUUGGAGACUUUUCAAGAUCUCUCUUUGCCGAUUCCCAGCCGAGAGCAAUUGCUUGUCAUUCAUCAAUCGGUACCCCAAACACAAAGCCAAGGUGAAGAUCAGGGCUGGAUGUCUUGGAUGUGGAAUUACGUUUGGGGUUGGUUCUGGGGACCAAAUGGUCGUCUUAAUGACUGUUUGUCUGCAUUCUUUAGUGCCGAUGAACUGAAAGGCGACAACAUGUAUAGUUGUGAGAAAUGCAAAAAACUGCGCAAUGGAAUCAAGUUUUCAAUGAUAGAAGUGUUGCCAGAAGUCUUGACAAUUCACCUGAAACGCUUCCGCCAUGAGCCACUCUUCAGUUCUAAGAUCUCCUCACACAUUUCAUUUCCAAUUCGUGGCUUGGAUAUGAAGCCUUGGCUAAGUCGAGACUGUUCCUCUAAAAUAACCACCUACGACUUGGUGGCUGUGAUUGUGCAUCAUGGUACAGCUGGUGGUGGUCAUUAUACCUGUUAUGCUUUGAACGAACCCUCCUCACAGUGGAUGGAGUUUGAUGACUCGUCAGCCAGACCGGUAUCGGUUGAAACAGUUGCUAAUUGUCAAGCCUAUGUCCUGUUCUAUCAAAAGCGAAGAACAAGCGAAAUGGAAGAUUUUAGGCGACAUAUUGCCAAUCUAACCCAACAGGAGCUAGAGGCGCGAUCAAAUGGAGGUCUCUUGCAGUUUUACAUUUCGUGCAAGUGGUUCUGUAAAUUCAAGACGUUUGCUGAACCAGGGCCUAUACACAAUCAAGAUUUUUUGUGUCCUCAUGGAGGCAUUCAACCGUUGAAAAUCGAAAGAUUUGAUGAAGUUUGUUUACCAGUCAGUGCUGUUGUUUGGGAAGCUUUGCAUACGAGAUUUGGUGGCGGUCCCGCUUGCAAUCGACUUUUUAGGUGCCCAAUUUGUCAACAGAAGCAAGAAGUGAUGGAUAAAAGACGAAGAGAAGAGCUGGACACUUUUCUCGAGUUGCAGAGAGAUUUUCAAAAUGAAAAGUCCUCCGUUCCUAUUUAUGCCAUUGCUAUGAAUUGGUUUCGCAAGUGGGAAAAUUUUGUCAAGAAUCGAGACUCCGAACUACCCGGCCCGGUGGAAAAUUUACCGAUAACUAUUUUACGGAACGGUAACCGGAUCUUAAGGCCAUCCUCUGAUUUUGCGCAGUUAUCGGCCGCUCUUUGGCACUUGUUUCAUUCACAUUAUGGAGGAGGACCUGAAGUCGUUAUACGUUCUUAAUUUCCUGAAUAGUUUGAAAAAUUUUAUUUAACAACAAUUUGAUAGUCUAAUUAAUCCACCACCCACAUAUCAACAGCAUUUACAAUGUGAGGCAUACAACCCAUAAAGCAGAAACAAGAAAUACAGAGCCAAAGAACUGCUCAUUUGAAA
This is a messenger RNA of Daphnia pulex (common water flea), 2663 nucleotides long. RefSeq names its product ubiquitin carboxyl-terminal hydrolase 20-like (gene Usp20-33). The coding region runs from base 165 to 2513 and encodes 782 amino acids. Gene Ontology annotation, biological process: protein deubiquitination. The transcript is spliced from 16 exons. The record is from RefSeq and is a predicted model, not a curated record. Gene Ontology annotation, molecular function: zinc ion binding; cysteine-type deubiquitinase activity. NCBI's taxonomy places the organism in Eukaryota, Metazoa, Arthropoda, Branchiopoda, Diplostraca, Daphniidae.